Polistes dominula (European paper wasp) is the source of this 2561-nucleotide messenger RNA. RefSeq names its product Protein C kinase 53E (gene Pkc53E). Gene Ontology annotation, biological process: protein phosphorylation. Lineage: Eukaryota; Metazoa; Arthropoda; Insecta; Hymenoptera; Vespidae. Gene Ontology annotation, molecular function: ATP binding; zinc ion binding; diacylglycerol-dependent serine/threonine kinase activity. The record is from RefSeq and is a predicted model, not a curated record.
UGCGAGUUCUCUCGCUUAACGUUCUCUUUAUCUAUCUACCUAUCUAUCUUUUUCUCUCUCUCUCUCUCGUUCUCUCUUCUCUCUCUCUCUUUAACUUGGUACGAACGAUACCAAGGCUGCUGCUGCUGGUGCUGCUGGUGCUGCUGGUGCUGCUGUUGCUGCUGGUGCUGGUGCUGCGACCCGAUUAUUGCUUUUGAACAACUCUCAGUUGUCAGAGUAACAGAAGAAGAAUAAGAAUAAGAAGUGAAUCACAAUUAACCAGGAAAAUACAACAGGAACCUACUCUAAUCUGUUAGAAAAAGAAGGAUAAGGAAGUUUAGAAGGAGUAGUGUCAGAGGAGAGAAGAAGAGGAGGAGGAGGAGGAGGAGGAGGAGGAGGAAGAGGAAUUAACGAUAACCGCGAGGGUCUGUUUAAGACCCCCGUCGGUCCAAACGCAUCUCAAGUUCGCGAUAAGACGAUCGCCAUGGCGGAGGAACAAGAUACGAAUAACACGUGCGAGGAUUCUCUCGGUCCUGGUGAUACCACCACUGCAUUUGCCAAGAAAUUACGGGGCCGGAAGGGAGCAUUAAAGAAGAAAAAUGUGUACAUGGUUAAGAAUCAUAGCUUUAUGCCACGUUUUUUCAAACAACCGACAUUCUGUAGCCAUUGCAAGGACUUUAUAUGGGGCUUCGGAAAACAAGGAUAUCAGUGCCAAGUCUGUAGUUUCGUCGUUCACAAACGAUGUCACGAAUACGUGACCUUUACCUGUCCUGGAGCGGACAAAGGAGCUGACUCGGACGACACGCGGACGAAGCAUCAAUUCAAGCAACACACCUACAACAGCCCCACGUUCUGUGACCACUGCGGUAGUCUUCUCUAUGGUGUCAUCCACCAGGGCAUGAAAUGCCAAGCAUGCGACAUGAACGUACACAAGAGAUGCGAAGAGAGCGUACCAAAUCUUUGCGGAUGCGAUCACACCGAAAGACGUGGUCGUAUACAUCUUCUCAUCACCGUUUCCGGUAGCAAGAUGACCGUCGAAGUAAAGGAAGGAAGAAAUCUCAUUCCAAUGGAUCCUAAUGGUCUUUCGGAUCCUUACGUCAAAUUGAAAUUGAUUCCUGAUUCGGAUACCGUGAAGAAGAAAACGAAAACUAUCAAGUCAUCAUUAAAUCCUGAAUGGAAUGAGACGAUCAUAUUUGAUCUCAAACCGGAAGAUAAAGAUAGACGAUUGUUAAUCGAAGUUUGGGAUUGGGAUCGAACUUCGCGAAAUGAUUUUAUGGGAUCACUUUCUUUUGGCAUAUCAGAACUUAUUAAGGCCCCAGCUAGUGGUUGGUUCAAACUUCUUACUCAAGAAGAAGGAGAAUUUUACAAUGUACCUGUGCCAGAAGAAGGGGUUGAUUUGGCGGAACUUAGAAGUAAAAUGCGAAAAACAUCGGUUACGAAAAAGACUCCAACGACGCAGGAUAAAGAUGUUCCGCACAAUAUGGGAAAGAGCGAUUUAAUAAGGGCAUCGGAUUUCAAUUUCCUUAUGGUUUUGGGCAAGGGUAGCUUUGGAAAGGUGCUGUUAGCAGAAAGAAGAGGAACUAACGAGUUAUAUGCCAUUAAGAUACUCAAAAAAGAUAUUAUUAUUCAAGAUGACGACGUUGAAUGUACGAUGGCUGAAAAACGAGUUCUUGCUCUUUCGAGCAAGCCUCCUUUUCUUGUACAAUUACAUUCUUGUUUUCAAACUAUGGAUCGUCUAUAUUUUGUUAUGGAAUAUGUAAAUGGUGGUGAUUUAAUGUACCAGAUUCAACAGUGUGGCAAAUUUAAAGAACCCGUAGCAGUAUUUUACGCGUCAGAAAUAGCCAUCGGACUAUUCUUUUUACAUGGUCGCGGUAUCGUCUAUCGUGAUUUAAAACUUGACAACGUUUUGCUUGAUCAGGACGGUCAUAUUAAGAUUGCUGAUUUUGGAAUGUGUAAAGAAGGAAUAUCGGGUGACAAAACAGCUAAAACAUUUUGUGGUACACCAGAUUACAUAGCACCUGAGAUAAUCUUAUAUCAACCGUAUGGAAAAUCUGUAGAUUGGUGGGCAUAUGGAGUACUUCUUUAUGAAAUGCUUGUUGGACAACCACCAUUUGAUGGUGAAGAUGAAGAAGAACUCUUUGCAGCAAUAACAAAUCACAACGUCAGUUAUCCCAAAAGUUUGUCCAAAGAAGCAAAAGAAGUCUGCAAAGCGUUUCUUACGAAAAAUCCGAGCAGAAGACUCGGCUGUGGUUUUAGAGGUGAAGAAGAUGUCCGUAGUCAUGUUUUCUUUAGGCACAUUGAUUGGGAAAAAAUAGAAAAUCGCGAAGUGCAACCACCUUUUAAACCAAAGAUCAAACAUCCCAAAGAUGUGAGCAAUUUUGACAAACAAUUUACAUCGGAAAAAACGGACUUGACACCAACGGAUAAACUCUUUAUGAUGAAUCUGGAUCAAACGGAGUUUAUGGGUUUCUCAUUUCUCAAUCCAGAAUUUGUGCAACAUAUUUAAGAUAAUAUCUCUCUUAUUAGCUUUACCUCAUCGGUCUAUUCUUUGUAUAUUAUAUUACCUACUAGUAUUUUCUUUA